GCCAACAAUAUUUAGCCCCCAACCCACAAUAUAUAUAUUUGUGCUCUCUCUUUAAAGAGUGGCAUUGUUCUCUGGAUUCUUCCCAUUUUGGGUGCUAUGGGGUCAAUGUUUGGUGAAUGGCCCUCAAUUGACCCUCACAAUUUCAGCCAGCUUCGCCCUUCUGAUCCCUCAACUCCUUCUAGAAUGACACCCGUGACUUAUCGCCCUACUCAUGAUAGGACUCUUCCUCCACCAAAUCAAGUUAUUAGUUCAGAAGCCAAAAAUAUACUUCUGAGACACCUAGAGCAGCGUGCUGAAGAGAAGUUGAGACCAAAGCGAGCUGCGGCUGAAAAUCUGGCACCCGAGCAUGGGUCGAAGCAUCUUAAGGUAUCCAACUGAGAUGCUUUUCUUUUUGGUGCUACCCCCGGGCGGGAAGAAGAUGAGGUAAUGCGAAACAGGACGAUACACAACUUGGUUUUAGAAGAGUAACUAACUUCUAAAUAGGUUAAAAUCUUCUGGUUUUCUGCAUAUUUCUGUAAAUAUUGCUGUAAUGAUGCAGAUGCAUGUUGUUGUAAAACUAUGAAGAGCUUGUUUAUCACUAGUCAUAUAGCAAAUGAGAUGUACACUAGAGAAAAUGUUGUUGGAUGAGAUUUCUCUGCAUGAGUAUUGAUAAAUGUUUCAUGCUGAGGGUUUAUCGGAAA
Solanum tuberosum (potato) is the source of this 680-nucleotide messenger RNA. RefSeq lists its product as uncharacterized. The record is from RefSeq and is a predicted model, not a curated record. The transcript has 4 exons. The coding region runs from base 97 to 378 and encodes 93 amino acids. Lineage: Eukaryota; Viridiplantae; Streptophyta; Magnoliopsida; Solanales; Solanaceae. Gene Ontology annotation, biological process: positive regulation of proteasomal ubiquitin-dependent protein catabolic process. Gene Ontology annotation, cellular component: Cul4-RING E3 ubiquitin ligase complex.